Molecule: messenger RNA, 610 nt
Organism: Branchiostoma belcheri (Belcher's lancelet)
Lineage: Eukaryota; Metazoa; Chordata; Leptocardii; Amphioxiformes; Branchiostomatidae
Product: fucolectin-like
Exons: 5
Coding region: 32-610 (192 amino acids)
Source: RefSeq, a predicted model, not a curated record
AACUUUAUUUCCUCAAACACCACUACUGAAGAUGGCGGGCAGUCUGACUCUCUUCGCGGUUCUUCUCCUGCUGGGACAUUCAGCAGCAGCGAGCGAAUGUGUUAAGGGCACGCGCAACUUGGCCAAGGGUCGCUGGGCCAUACAGAGGAACACUAUGUCCGGAGGAGACGCCAGCCGCGCUGUGGAUGGGAACAAAAGUCCCUACUGGUCAAGUAACUCCUGCACCCACACGAAAUUUACUCGCAACCCAUGGUGGCGAGUCGACCUGGGCAGCACUAAGUGUGUGGCCGAGGUGGUCGUCGUUAACCGGAUAGACAGCUGUUGCAACAGAAGGCUGGAAGGCUUCACCGUUCACGUGGGCCAUAGCGGCAAUCCAGCCUUCAACCCUAGCUGUGGGGGACCGCAGUCCGUCAGCAAACAAAACGACAAAGGGGAAAUCAGGGUAGACUGUGGCGGGCUGAGAGGCCAAUAUGUUGGGAUAAGUCUGAAAGGCAACGGAAAAACCCUGACACUCUGUGAGGUGGAGGUCUAUGGAGAGAGUAGGGGCCGGAAGCGAGGAGGAUAUUAUGGAGCACUCACAGGUACAGGCCUCCAUCCGGGUGAUUUGUAG